Molecule: messenger RNA, 1767 nt
Organism: Xenopus tropicalis (tropical clawed frog)
Lineage: Eukaryota; Metazoa; Chordata; Amphibia; Anura; Pipidae
Source: RefSeq, a predicted model, not a curated record
GGUAUUUGUGCUUGUAGAUUUUAUGGCUGCUUCUGCUGGUGGGUGAAAGGUUUGUACAUGGUGACUGGAAAAGUGAUUUCUAUUCACGCACCAUGUUAGAAGCGAAGUUUCACUCCGUUUGCUAUAACUAUCGACUUCUUGAUGAAUCCAGGCUAACUUCAAGGUAGCAGAUGCAGGAUUUAUUUUUAUCUGAUGUUAUGGAUCAUCAACCUGCUGUAAUGAAAUAUGUAACACAAAAUACACUGGAUUUAUUUCAUUCUGAUCACUUAGUGCGAAUAUGUGCGCCUAUGGUUCGAUAUUCAAAGCUGGCCUUCAGGACACUGGUGAGAAAGUAUGACUGUGAUUUAUGUUAUACACCAAUGAUCAUUGCAGCUGAUUUUGUCAAAUCUGUGAAAGCGAGGGACAGCGAAUUUACAACAAACCAAGGUGAUCGUCCACUUAUAGUUCAGUUCGCUGCAAAAGAAGCACAGGUUUUAGCAGAUGCUGCAAGCCUUGUUUCUCCAUUUGCCAGUGGAAUAGACCUCAACUGUGGCUGUCCUCAGAGGUGGGCAAUGGCUGAAGGCUAUGGAGCUUGCUUGAUAAAUAACCCUGAGUUGGUUAGUGAUAUGGUCAAACAAGUACGCAAUCAAGUUGGUGAUCCAGGGUUUACUAUAUCUAUUAAGAUCAGGAUCCAUGCAGACAUUUCAAGAACAGUUGAUCUCUGCCGAAAGGCCGAAGCAGCUGGUGUAUCAUGGAUUACAGUACAUGGACGAACUCAUGAUGAAAGACAUCAGCCAGUACACUAUGAUGCAAUAAAAAGCAUUAAAGAAAGCUUGUCUAUACCUGUUGUUGCCAAUGGAGAUGUUAAAAGUUUAAAAGAAGCAGAGAAUAUUCGUGAGAUAACGGGGGCAGAUGGUGUAAUGGCUGCCAGGGGGCUUCUAGCUAAUCCUGCCAUGUUUGCAGGGUAUGAAGAAACUCCACUGGCCUGUAUACAAGACUGGAUUGACAUUACACUGGAACAUGGGACCCCUUUUACAUGUUUGCAUCAUCAUUUGAUAUAUAUGAUGGAAAGGAUAACGUCAAAACAAGAGAAGAGAGUUUUUAAUGUCUUAUCUAGCACAUCUGCUGUUUUAGAUUAUUUAAGAGAUCAUUACGGAAUACAAUAGAAAAUAGUGCAGGUGAUGUUGAAUAGGCCUCUCAAAAUAUUGAUGCUAAUUUAUUAUUAUACAUGAUUUAUUUUACAAGCAGUACUAAUGCAUGUCGCUUGUAAAAAGAAAUCAAUAUUUUAAGCAUUUGAUAAUUUAUUUUUUUAUCAUUCCAGCAUACAAUAUAAUUGUCUGAAUCCUUUCCUCCAGCAUGUGAUGGUUCAGGAGCAAGUCUUUAGACAGAUAUUAGUUGAGUACUAACAUGCUGUGAAAAUGAAUGCAUUCAUGCUCAAAGCAUUCAAACCCAUUUUUUAAGAAAUAACAAAUUUUCAAUUUAUCAAUUUGUCACAAAAGAGUUACUAAAUGAGAAUAAAAACAUGGAACGACUGGGAAACAUAAAUUCCCUAAAUUGAUAUUUAAUAAGUCUACCCCAUAAGACCCAUGCCUUUUAUAAAGAAUAUUAAUUCAUUUAAUUGCAUUAGCCAUUUUAAAUUGGAAAGCAAAACAUGAUAGAAACAUGUUUUUCUUUUAAAGUUUUAUUACAACAAUUAAAAGAGCUGCCAUGUUGCAGUGGCUUUAAUUGGACAAUUUUUACUGUUUUUCUAAAAUGUAUAUUUUAAAAAUAAAUUUGUUUUGUCUUUUC